Molecule: messenger RNA, 1491 nt
Organism: Phyllotreta striolata
Lineage: Eukaryota; Metazoa; Arthropoda; Insecta; Coleoptera; Chrysomelidae
Source: the annotation of a GenBank genome assembly
AUGUCUAAAUUACUAAAAUUUCAAAUAACUUUGUUUAGAAGAUACUCACAAAACUCACCAGAGUAUACAAAAAAAAAGUUCAAUGUCAUUAGAGGCAAUUACAAUAGCAUUCAAAAGGAAGACAUUCAGCAUUUUAGGAAAAUAUUGGAUUCUAAAAGAGUGGUUACUGAUUCAGUAGAUUUGGAAAAAUAUAAUACCGAUUGGUUCUUUCAAGUAAGGGGUACCAGCAAUAUUCUACUCAAACCAAAAACCACUCAAGAAGUUUCCAGUAUACUGCAUUAUUGCAAUGAAAAUAAAUUAGCAGUUUGUCCUCAAGGCGGUAAUACCAGUGCCUUAGGGGGAUCAGUUCCAGUUUUUGAUGAAGUUAUUGUUUCCACUGAAUUAAUGAAUAAGAUCAUUAGCUUAGACGAAGAUUCAGGCGUUGUAACCUGUGAAGCUGGUUGCAUAUUGGAAAAUAUAGACAAAUAUUUAGAACCUAAAGGUUUUAUAGUACCUUUGGACAUCGGUGCUAAAGGAACUUGCCACAUUGGAGGAAAUGUGUCGACUAAUGCUGGUGGAAUGAGAUUAAUCAAAUUCGGUAAUAUGCACGGCAAUGUCCUCGGAAUUGAAGCAGUAACAGCGAAUGGUGAAAUACUAGAUUGCCUCAGUAAUCUCAAAAAAGAUAACACUGGCUAUCAUCUGAAGCAUCUCUUUAUAGGUUCCGAAGGUACACUCGGUUUUGUAACUAAAGUAAUUUUGCAAUGUCCACCUCGACCCAAAUACAGAAACGCCGCGUUCCUAGGUUUGCAGAAUUUCGAUAAAGUGCUAAAAACAUUCAAACUACUUAAGGGACAUCUAGCCGAGAUUCUAUCGGCUGUUGAAGUUAUUGAUACGCCCACCAUGGAAUUUAUACGGAAAGAAAACAAACAGGACUCCCCGAUAGGGGAUUACCCUUUCUAUUUAAUGAUUGAAACGUCUGGAAGCAACGAGCAACACGACGAGGAAAAGUUGCAUCUAUUCCUCGAAGAAGCUUUAAAAACUGGAUUGAUUCUCAAUGGCACUGUCGCAAGCGAGCCAGCUAAAAUACAGGCAAUUUGGUCGAUAAGAGAAAACAUUGCAAAUGGAUUUAGAGCUUACGGGUCCAGAAUGCUGCAAUACGACACUUCGCUGCCGUUUAAGGACUACUACAAUAUAUUAGAGCCGAUAAAAGAAUCAACGGAGGGAUUGAGCGAACGCGUAUUUGGGUUCGGACAUUUAGGGGACGGUAAUUUACAUUUGCAAAUCAUUUUGAAAAACGAGGCAACGGACGAAUUAAAAAGCCGAGUAGACGCUGUCGUUUUCGAAAAAGUUGCUGCAUUCAAUGGUAGCAUCAGCGCAGAACACGGCAUCGGCUUUCUCAAAGCCAAAUACAUGGAUAAAAUUAAACCAAAGAAUACUCUAAAUUUAAUGCGAAAUGUGAAAAAACUAUUGGAUCCGAACGGGAUCCUAAACCCUUAUAAAGUUAUAGUGUAA